This is a messenger RNA of Parasteatoda tepidariorum (common house spider), 7962 nucleotides long. It is a transcript of the gene Rim, whose product is annotated as Rab3 interacting molecule. The record is from RefSeq and is a predicted model, not a curated record. Gene Ontology annotation, cellular component: presynaptic membrane; cytoskeleton of presynaptic active zone. Gene Ontology annotation, molecular function: small GTPase binding; transmembrane transporter binding. Lineage: Eukaryota; Metazoa; Arthropoda; Arachnida; Araneae; Theridiidae. Gene Ontology annotation, biological process: intracellular protein transport; positive regulation of synaptic transmission; regulation of membrane potential.
CAUGAAGCCUCUCUCCCCAUCUGACUGUAGGGCUUAUGUAUAUGUGCGUGACUUCAUUUCUCUUUAGUAUCUAAAGACGAACGGGCCCGCAAACUCAUGACCUAGAUGGCUCACCAAAAGAUCCGGGAAGCAAAGAGGCACAUCUACUACUACUACUACAACUGCUGUUACCCAGAAUGCAAUAGCGCAGCAGAUCCCCGUUCAAACCCCAAGCAGCCAUGUCUCCCACCAGAAGUUACAGAGAUGUUACAGUAAUACUGCCACGCGAUCUUUUUAUUGGAUUCGGACCUCCCGCUGUUUGUGUGGAGCUGCACUGGCGGCUCUAACACUACUAUGUGUGCUGCUGCUCUUGGACGCACCUCUUAGGAUUUUCUGCAUUUAUACUCAAUUAACACCAAUGACUGAGUCUCAAGAUCACUCGGGGGGACCUGUUCCCCUCAUGCAGCCCCCGUUUCCCGAUCUCAGCCACCUGACUGAAGAUGAGCGGAGAAUCAUCGAAGGUGUCAUGUUUAGGCAACAGAAAGAGGAAGAAAAAGAAAUGGAAAUUCUCAGACGGAAGCAGGACGAGGUGCGAAUCCUGGAAACGGCAAUCCGAAUGAGAAAUGAGGAGCAGCGGCGGAAAGGAAUCGAACUUGAUGCCACUUGUCAAAUUUGCCUAAAAACAAAAUUCGCUGACGGCAUUGGGCAUGUUUGUAACUAUUGCAACGUUCGAUGUUGUGCUCGAUGUGGUGGAAAAGUCUCACUGCGGUCGAAUAAGGUCAUUUGGGUAUGCAUUGUGUGCCGCAAGAAACAAGAACUUCUUAUAAAAACGGGACAAUGGCUUCACAGCGGCAUGGCUGCCAAGCAACGAGAAAUUGAAAGUGGUGAAAUCAUGUCUCCCAAACAAGACAAGAGGCCAAAACUAGAACGCGCACACAGCGAAGGAAAAGAAAACGUGGACAGUCACUAUGUAUUGGGAAUUAGUAGGAGGGGAUCUCUUCAACAAAUACAUAGGACAAAUAGUCAAAGAGAACUUAGGCGACAGUAUUCUCAAGAAAGAGAAUCUGCGAAACAGGAAUCCCAUACAGACAUUUUAAGGUAUUCAGAUAGAAAUCGACCGUUAAAAGACAGAAGUCCUCCACCGGGGGACAUCAAAAGGACUAGACCUAGUGAGAUGCCUUCCCGUGGAGAUGCCUUUUCUCGUUUACAUGGUAGUGGUAGUUUAGACAGUCGCGGUGGACGAUAUGAUGGUACUUCUGAUCCUAGUUAUGACAGGAGAAGAGAUCGGUAUUCUACAGAUACAGGUGACCAUUAUAAACAUCCCUCUGAUAGGGAUAUAUCUUGGAAAGAACCUCAAAGGUCUAUUCACAGUACCGAUCGAAGGCAAUUUGGUAGGGAUCAACCUUGGAUAAGCCAGGAAGAAGAUCGUAAAGAUUCAUCACUAGAUCGAAGGACUAGCCAAGAAUCGUUAAGCUAUCAUUCAGAUAGACAUGUACGAAUGCCUUAUAUGCGAGGGGAUGAAUGGAAAGAAUCUCCUAGAAAAAGAGACUACGAUCUUCAUAGUUCUGGUGAGGAUCAUCGAUUAAGAUUGCUAACAAGUCGAAGUGAUGACGACAGAAGGACACAUUUAGAUCCAGAUUAUGCUUCCGACGGGCGAGGGAGGGGUCACAACAAUCGAAAGAAAAUUGAUGCUGUGGUGAGAAAUGACUCAUUGAGCUCAGAUCAAUCAGAAAGUGUUCGACCACCUCCUCCUAAGCCCCAUAAAAAUAAAAGAGGUCGAAAACUUCGGCAGCGGUCUCUUAGCAGCUCGGACGACGAAAUAAGGUCCACACCCGAAUGCUCCAGUUGCGAAGAAAUCGAUGCCGAAAGUGAAAGUAUUAGUGAGAAAGGUGAUGAUUCUAUAUCUGCACAAUGGAAGAAAGAAGACAUUCUAGAUGCCAAAAUUAAAAAGUUCCUUGCUCACCCAGUGUCUUGGCGAUAUUCUAAAGAUGGUUAUAGACUUAUAGGACAUAUGAUCCUUAAAAAACCAUGUAAGGAGAAUAUGGAUACUUCUUCAGGAGCAGCUAUGCUUGGCCUUAGGAUAGUUGGAGGGAAAAUACUUGAGUCUGGUCAAAUGGGUGCUAUUGUAGAAAAAGUUGUUCCUGGAAGUAUUGCUGACACUCUAGGACGCAUCAAAAUAGGUGAUGAAGUCUUAGAGUGGAAUGGACGAAAUUUGCAGAAUAAAUCUUAUGAAGAAGUAUUUGAAAUUAUUGCAGAAUCUCGCCAAGAACCUCAAAUAGAACUUAUAGUUAAUCGUCCAAUGAGAGAUCUAAGAAUAGAUAGGGACCAGUCAUUAAGGCGCCACACACACAUAGGUGCUUCAUCCUCUAUGGCCGAUAGAGAAUGGCUCGCAUCUUUAGAUCCUCGAAAGCAGAUGAGCCUUCAAGAGGAUAGGCGACCAAGUGUCUUGAUUACGUCCCCAACAUCUCCAGAAAGUAUUCCACUAAGACCUCACCUUUCUUCCGUUGGUGGAAGGAUACUGGUGAAGAAUGAAAAUGUUUCAAACUCUAUAGAGAUGAAACUGUGGUAUGAUGUACGUCGUUUACAGUUAGUAGUGGAGAUCUUAAGCGCUAACUUACAAAAAGGACCACAUUCUAGAAAAAGAAACGCAUAUUUAAAAUUAUAUCUACUGCCAGACAAAAGAGAGAAAAGACGUUCCAGAACAGUUUUAGAUUCUCUUUGUCCAAAAUGGAAUCAAACAUUUAUUUUUCCUAGUUUAAGAAGAACAGAACUGCAGUCUCGGACAUUACAUAUUAUAUGUUGGGAUUACGAUGAAAUUGGGGACAACGACUUCAUUGGAGAAGUAUUAAUAGAUUUAGCAACAGCACGCUUAAACAAUGAAGCUGAAUGGUACAGAAUGACAACACGGGAAGAGAGUUUGGCAGCUCAAUUACAAAGAAACAGUAUGUUUCUUGAAGCAGAGCUAUCAGGCUCUUUAAAUUCCGUUGAUCGACUAUCUCCUUCUUCUUCCAUUUCCAUAUCCCGAUUAUCGGACAGUGAUAUUUCUGAGCUUGACUAUGAUGAAACACUUCCUCUUACUAGAAUAGAACGAACGUCGAGGUAUCCCGACAUAGGUGGAAGCAGUUUAAGUUCUGUCGGAAGCAGUCCAACACUUGUAGGUGAAGAUAUUAUAACAGCCGGAGAAAGAAGAUCUCGAAGAGAUCUCUGGCCGGAUGAUCGAAGAAGAUCUAGUACAGUAAAUCCCAGAGAUAUGUAUUCUUAUGAAAAAUUUGAAAGAAGAGAACCUGUUUCAGGAUUAGAUUAUCCAUAUAGAAUGUCUAGCAGAGUUAGAUCUCGGUCUGUUGUUCCAGACGAUGGUUCAAUGUCCAGAUCUAGAUCUCCUCCAAGAAGAGUAAUAGAAGCCAAUGUUCACCGACCACCUUCUCCACCUGAUCAAAGUGUUGGAACAACUCCUAGACAGCCAUCUGGUACUUCUUCUCCAAAGAAACGCCAACUUCCACAAAUUCCACCAAAGAGAGCUACAAGAGACCAAAUGACACUGGAAUUAGAAGAAAGAGCUAGACAAAUGAAAUUAAAAAUGCAAAGAAAACCAGAUGGUGUGUCAACAAUGAUAGUUUCAGACAGCGAAGUCUCUCCUCGCCAUAGUUUAGAUAAACAAUUUAAUGUCCAUCCUCAUCCACCAGCCAGAAAUUCUCGGUUAUCUCCUCAUCCUCCAGAAGCUACCGGUAAAGUGCGAGCCACACCGGGCGCAACAGAAAAAGACGGAACAACGGUACCUGCUCUGGAAAGUGACGAAUCCGAAACCAGUUCUGUUUCCAAAUACAGUGUCACCAGUGCCUUUUCUUCACAGUCAGAACAUCCUAGGGGCAGUAGAACUUUGAAAGAGUUCACUUCACCUACUCCAGGAUAUGGACCAGUUCAUCCUCCCAGGCCGUCUCGAGGUUCUCUAAAUAGAAGUAACAGUGAUGGGGCUCAGAACGAAAAGACCAACAACGGUAGCCUAUCUGAUACAGCUCUUGCUGGAACUUCUGAGAAAUCGACCAAACAAGGACAACAAGGAACAAGUACUGGUGGUAAGAUCACUCAAUUCGGGGGUCUAUCUGCCAAAAGAAGUAACAGCACGUCCCAGCUAAGUGUAACUGGCCACAAGAAAAGAAUGGGCUUUCGUCGGAAGAAAUCAUCAACCAUCAACGUCCACCGAAGCGAAGAAGUAGCCCCAUUGGAAUGUCGACAUCUUGUUAAACAAGCUAGUAGUGUUUCCUCAGAUGGCGAAGGAAGUUUAAGUGGCGAUAGCUCAGUGUGGUUACCGUCAAUCAGGCUGGUGCCUGAAGGUGAAUUUUCGAACUUUGUUGAAGGUUUAGGUGCUGGUCAACUUGUUGGAAGGCAAGUUUUGGCAUCACCAAGCUUAGGUGAUAUCCAACUAAGUCUUGCUGAUAGAAAAGGCAAUUUAGAAGUUGAAGUAAUACGAGCAAGAGGGCUUCAGCCCAAAUCAGGAAAGGUAGUUCCAGCACCAUAUGUCAAGGUUUAUCUUGUUAAAGGCAGGAAGUGUGUUGCAAAACGAAAAACUGCAAGUGCAAGAAAAACGCUUGAUCCUUUAUACCAACAGCAAUUAGUUUUCCAAGAGGACUACAGAAACUGUAUAUUACAAGUUACAGUAUGGGGUGAUUAUGGAAGAAUUGAGAAAAAAGUAUUUAUGGGAGUAGCUCAAAUAAUGCUCGAUGAGUUAGACUUAUCAAAUUUUGUGAUCAGUUGGUAUAAACUCUUUCAUCAUUCUUCAUUGAUCAACCUUCCAGCUAGCGUGCCACAAAAUUCCAUGAUAUCAGUAGAUAGUUUCGGCUGACUACAGCAUUUCUUAGUCUUUUCUAGUACAGAUUUGUUGAUUCAAAGUGCCAUUUGUGCUGCUGCCUAAUGAAAGCAGUUUAACAAUGAAGUCAAAGCACAGAAAACCGUCAUUUUCUAAUGGGAAGAGUGCCUGUUUAUUAGAACUAAUUCUCAUUGACUUUCCUUCAAGAAUAUUUUAUAUCCUGUUUCACAGUGUCAACUUCUUGAGCACUUUUACUGUUUAUCAUCACUCAGGACUUCAGCAUCUGGAAUUCAUCAAACAAUAAAUUGGUUCCGGAAAAAAAUGCCAAAAGAACAAAGUUGCGUCACUCACUCCAGAUAAACGGUCUUGUUCAUUGUUUUGAACAAUGAUCUUGGUAAUGUUACCAAUUCAUAAGACCACUGUUUCUAUGCAGACAUUUUGUGACUUAGUAUUAUAACACUAGAGAUUAAAUGAAGAAAACAAUUUUUCCUCUAUUUUCUUUUCCCCCUUUUUAUAUACUUCUGUAUAUCAAGAUACUGUUUGCUAGUAUUAAAAGAGAAAAUAGAAGAUGAAACACAAUAGUAAUCUGAAAAAAAGGAUAUUAAUCUUUUUAUCAUACUUCAAAGAAAAAUACGAAAAAAACUGUAAAUUAUCUUUUCACAAAGCUUCAUAUUUUCUUGAAUAAACAGUGAGAUAUACAUAGUAAAUAUUACUAUAUCAACGUUCAUAUAAAGAUUGAUCACUUGAGUUAUAGAAAUGGAAGGAAUUUAGUUUGAGAAAAAUUCGAGUUUUUUCUCUAGAUAGUAUUAUUACUUUUGUAUCAAAGUUAGGGAAAGAAAUAAAAAUUAAUAUCUUAUUUAUUAAGACUAUCUUCCUUUAACGUUAAAGUUCAGGGUAGCUUUACAUUUAAACUUAGUUUAGAAAUACGUUAAAAUUAGCCUUAAAAUUUCAUGAAAGUUAUAAAGAAAUUCCUAAAAUUGAUGAUGUCUGAUGUUUUAUUAUAAAUGCUAUAUAUAAUACUGUUUACAAUAUAUUUUCAAACUGAAAUUGCUUGUUAUGAAUCUUGAUAUUUUAUUUAUGUUGGCGUUUUUAUUACAUUUAUUUAAAUUAUUUUUUACAAUAUGCUUUCAAAAUAAUGAUGUUUGUUAAGAAUCUUUUAGUACUUUAUUUUGCUAAAAAAUGUUGGCGUUUCUUUAUGUUUAUUUAAAUAAUUUUUUACAAUAUACUUUCCAAAUGAUGAUGUUUGUUAAGAAUCUUUCCCUACUUUAUUUUGUUAAAAAAAUGAUGUGUGUCCUAAAUAUUUUCGUACUCAGAAUUUGAAUAAAGAAAAACUAUUUUAAUGCUAAUGACACUGCUUUGCAUGAAUAUCAGUCCUGGCAGCAUUCCUGUUGAUUUUAAUAAAAAAAUAAUCUUCUGAAUCCGAAUAUGUCACCCACUUUUUUCCUCAACCCUCCGAUUUUUGAGAAAAUUUCCACCCAUGAUAAUUUUUCUGUAAUUUUAUGACCAAAAGUAGGACUUGGAUAUGGGAAAAGAUUAUUUUAGGCAUUAAUUUAAAAAUGAAGGUUAAAUUUAUAAUAAAUAAUAUAAAAUAUGAAAUGUAAUAAUCCUUUCUAAACAUUCUAACAAGGGCUUCUGAAUCUCUCUCCCUUGUUGUAGAAUCCUUCUCCACAAAAUUAUGGUGACAUAUUUUUAGUGUUUAGAAUUAUUAGGGGUGGAAAGAAGUUGUAAUCAAUUGAAAAUCAAUGCAGAACAUAAUGAAUGCUAGAAAAAAAUUGAGGUCAUAUUGAGAUUCAAGAGGUGAUUUUGAAUAAAAAUCAGCUGGAAUAGCUUCAAGGCCUUUCUACUAUAAACAUUGCUUGCUAAACUUAAAAAAUAUUUUAAUUUCAUGUACAGGAAUGUUUUUUAAUUUACAGAAUUCUUGGAUUUGUCAAACCCUAUUAUUAUUUAUGGAGAUUAUCUUUCUAAAAUCUAGUUUAUUUAAUUCCUUAUGAGAAUAAGGUUGGUAUUUAUGCGGUAUUUAUGUAAUUACCAUUUAAAUACUAGAUAAUUAUUAUCCAAAAAUAAUGUCCAAAAAUGUAGUUUACUUUCAACUUCUUUGCAUGAAAAGACAUAAUUUUAAUAUCUAGCAUUUUUCAUAGCAAAAUGAAAAACUUGACAAAUCGAAGGAUUAUAAAAUAAUUAACAAAUUUAUGUUAAAUAAUUUUUUAAAACUAUAUUGCGAAAACAUUAAGAACACACUACUUUAACCCUCCAGGCGUUGAGCUUCAGGAUAAACUUGUAUAGGAAUUUGCCUGUUAUGCAUUAUUUUACCAUUCAAUAACAUGAGGAAAUCGGUUUUUCGAUAAGGAAAAGCUUGCAUCUGAUAGUUUGGAAAAAGCUGGAAUUAACGUUCAGAGGGCUAAAUAGAGGGAAAAUAAAUAAAUUGUUUUGAUAAAACGUUAUUCGGAACAUUGAAUUUUUCGAUAUUAUUUUAUCAUUGUUAAGCUUUUGUGUUGCAAAUAUUGAUGCUUCAAAAUAACAAUUUUGCAAUUAUCUUUGAAAACUAAUUUUAACAUAUUUGUUUUUAAGAAUGCUAAUGUAAAAUAUACCUGUUCUUUAACAUUCGAAGAAGUCUUAAUUUAACUCUGUAUAUUAUGAUUUAAUGUGAAAUACAUAGAUAUUCUUCUAGCUUGUGUUAAUUAAAAUGAAAAUGUUUUAUUUACACACUCAUGAUAGGUAGAUUUUUAUAUAUAUAAAAAUGAUUUUUAACAUCAUUGUUGUGUUUUAAAGAUUUACAUUUUGUAAAACUGGUUGAUUCAAGAGCUAAGAAUUGCACCUUGAGCAUUCUGAAACAUUAAGAGUAAGUAUAGGAAAGCCAAAAAUGAUAAAUAUGAAAUUUAACUUUUAACUGUGAAUACACUUUAAGCUCAUGGUGAUUACAGUAUCAUAUCAUGUUACAUUUUUUUCAUUCAGAUUAUAUAUAACGCAACUGAGGUUGCUGCAUCUGUUAAAGCAGCUUUUUUGGCUGUUCUCUUCAGAAGUUUGUUAUACGCUUACAUUUUAAAAAGUAUGUUAAUGAUAUGUUUUAAUAAUUAUGAUUAUUAUGUUAUAAACAUCAUAUCAAUAAUGCAUGCUACUACAUCGAUUAUUACAGUUAUUCUACUAAACUAAAUUAAAUUUUCGUAUUCAUCACUUUGAAA